CAGCAGGUCUCGCGGUGUACGGAGUUUAAAGUGUAGACAUUUCGUUUCGGGGUUUGUCCUGACCCGGGACCGGACCGGACCGGACUUUCAGCACACGGAUUAACGCGGACACCCUUUCACAUGGGGAGCUAAAGCGCGCGCUCGGUGCAGAAUGUUAGUUUUUCCGCUGUUUGAGUUACUCUUGCUCGCGUGCACGGCUGCCUGGUCUCGUGCACUCCGCUCGCAGGGCAGAAGCGUCGCGAGGCAGGCGCGCGCCGCGUCGGAUAGCCGCCCGGAGGUGGUAGGUGUCACGAGCAGCCCGAACCAUUUACCCGAGGGGGGGUUCUCAGAGGUGACCCCAGGGGGCAGUUACAGGAGCACCAUGGUGACCACCACGGUCGGUGAUUUACCCCAAACAACAACAACAACAACAACAACAACAGCGGUUCAGAGCUCGACAAAGCCAAACAUUUCAUUAACAACUAGUUUCUCAUCUCCUAACGUGACUCACCUGCAAAACCAAACUACCACGCCUACGUGGGAUUUUACCACCAACACCACCACAACCACCAGCACACCCAGUACACCCAGUACACCCAGCCUUACCACCAAAACAGGUCCUCAGUGUAACUGCAGCACAGACGGCUCGGUCGACCCACACAGCUGUGACCCUCACACUGGCGGCUGUACGUGUGUGCGUGGCUACACGGGGUUCCGUUGCGAGCAGUGUUACAGCGGCUAUUUCAGAAACCACACAGGUGCCUGCCAGCCAUGUGACUGUGACUCAUCCGGAGCAACGGGGCCACAGUGUAAUCGCUCAGGAGUGUGCGAGUGUAAAAGCGGAGUGUACGGCGACAAGUGUGACGACUGCCAGCCGGCCUUCUUUAACUUCAGCAGCGCAGGGUGCCAAGCAUGCCAGUGCAACAAUCACUCCAGCACCUGCGACAGACAAUCAGGCGUCUGUUUGUACUGCCAGGGGAACACCAGAGGUCCCAGCUGCGAGGAGUGCAAACCACACUUCUACAGGGAGCCCGGAGCCAGCCCGAGCAAGUCGUGCUUGCCCUGCCCCUGCUCCACUGUCACUUCUUCAGGCAACUGCACUCUUGACGAACGCGGCCGGCCAGUGUGUGACCAGUGUAACCCUGGCUACGAGGGCUCCACCUGUGAGAACUGCUCUGAUGGAUACUACAACGCCGACAGUAUCUGUGUGCCAUGCGAGUGCAACGGGAACACCCGCAUCUGUAACCCAGAAACCGGACACUGUCUAAACUGCAGCUACAAUACCACCGGGCCACACUGCCAGCACUGCGCCCCUGGGUUCACCGGAGACGCUCUUGCCAGGAACUGCACAGCUAUCGUGCCCACUACACCUGCAUACUUUUCCACUAUGACCCCCAGCCCUAAUGUAACUGAUCAGCUCCCCACCUCGUCCACGGCGCUCCUCUCCAGCCUGACAAGCCCCACUGCCAACAGCACGACUCCCCCUGUUCAGCUCACCUGGGCUCAGUUCAACUUAAUCAUCCUGGCCGUCAUCAUCACACUGAUAUUGGCACUGCUGGGAGCAGCAGGCGGCAUCUACACCUACCGCCAGUACCAGAACCGUAAGAUUAACGCACCCUUUUGGACAAUUGAGCUGAAGGAGGACAACAUCAGCUUCAGCAGCUACCAUGACAGUCUGACCAACGCAGACGCCUCAGGCCUGUUGGACGAUGAGACAUGUGAGGCGGCGUCCAACGGGCAGCUCACCCUCAACAGCCCAGGGAGUUUAUACAUGCCAUGACUUGAUCUUCGAUAAUGGUAGCGUAACGUUGAUAAUGUCGAUUUGAGAUGAUUAGAAAAUCGUGAUUUAUUCCUGUAUUUGGAAUCGCAUUUCUUUUUGUGAGUGUGCAUCGGUUAUUUAAGUAUUAGAUAAAAAUUUGUUGUGAAACGAUUGAGAUUGAAAAUGAAAUGAAAUUGCCAAAGGGUUUUCUUAGUAUUUCAAUGAGGUGGAAAUUGCUAUUUGUAGUUGAAUUUCAGUUACAAAAUCCUGCACACCCACACAGGAAAUGAAAUCAUAAAUACAUGCAAGAAUUUGCUUUAAAAAAAAAAAAAGUGUUAUGAAUUAGAAUCGGGUCUGGCUUACGCUGCCAUAACAAUUGGUUUUAUUUGUUUAACGUUCAGCUUAUGGUUGAGAAAAAAAGAAAAAAAACAGCGGACAUGCUCUGAUGCUUCUGGUUUUACAAGAAGUCUAGACACACAUCAUACAUGUGAAGAAAUGCACAAUGGAGGAUAAGGAAAGCCAGACCGCCUCCACCAGACAGUCUUGGCAGCUCAGCCAGGUCUUAGAUGGUCUGACUGUGGCACCUAGCACUCUGAACUUCUUAUUUAAUUUUAACCAAGGUGUGGUGGGGACCGGACAUGCACUGAUACUUUGGACUUUCCUGAAAAGCUACACACAAAACGUAUACCUGAAGUGAAUCGAGAUGCAUAUAAGAAUUGCACAAAGGAGGAAAAAAAAAAAGAUGUUGAAUGUUAUGAGUGACAUGUGGUUGCAGGUACGAAUGCUACAUGUCAACACUGAUGAUGGUACUCAGGCAUCGAUUUCCAUCCAUAUCGCGGUGAUGUCGGGCUGUUGCACUGCCCUAUGUGAUGGAAUACACGAAACACAUGUAGUAAAUGAAGUUGGGGCAUGUGUGCAUUACCUACAUUACAUGGAUUUUACUAAUAAUAAUAAUGACAGAUUUUUAUGAUGAAUUUAUGACAGCUUAGUUCUGGUGUAAGUAUAUACAUGAGCUGUUUUUAGUCGGAUCAAAUUCGCGUCACCUCACUGCAGUCUCAAGCCAUGCCUGUAGAGGGCAGUAUUUAAUCAAGAGCUAAAAGUUCUCCAGCACCAUCCAUGCCACCUCAUACCCACUAUUCACACUACAUAAAGUCCUUAUAGAGAAAGAGCAGCAACUGUUUCUCUGUGGCACUACCGGCGGAUUAUUAUUUUCUUUCUUUUUUUGAGUGGACACUUUUAAUUGAACCUCAUGGCUGGCCACUGAGCAAUUAUUAUUAUUUUUUUUUACACAGAACAUGCGCGUCUAUGUUGCACUGUGCAUUAAUACUCUUUAGUUUAUUCGUCUUGCAGUAAGUGAGGUUCAGCUUGAUGGGAUUAUUAUUUUUUAUUUUUUUUUUAAAGUGACACCUCAGUUUGCUAAUUUUAUUCACCUCAAGCCUAGACUUGACUAAUUAGAAAAGUGUUUUGAAGCAUAGAAGUGAAAGCACACACAUGGAAAAGGUGUUUGUUGUGUUAUGAGUCAGACUCGCUCCAAGGAAAGACAGCCUUGCCUAAGACGACUUGUAAAAUUUUCUGCUCCUGAUAGAAUGAGUGAAAGGAAUAAAAAACAUAUUCAUUAUGAGCAAACUGAGUGAUUGACGGCAAGAGCGCCAGACAGGAAAGCCUUAAUAACAUUGUUUUCAAGAUUGUUAUUAAUUUGGGGGAAAUGAAUCAGGAAAUAACCCUGGCUAGAUCUAUAAAACGUUUUUACAAACAUAUGUGGUGUAAAAAAAAAGAAAAAAAAAAAAAAAACAGUUAUCUCUUAGCACAGUUGAACUGGUUUUGGCAGCUUUUAACUGAAGCACUGAGCAGUGUGUACAUGAUGCCAAGUCCUGUCUUGCUUCUUUCGCCACAUUCACUUUCUCUCUUCUUACAUUCAGGUUCUCCCUCACACCUGGGGUGUGGUCAUACUGUAAAUACCUGUUGUACAGAGAUAUUACAUUGUAAAUAAGGAUGCUGCUAUUGUAUUGUUUAGGUACGAUGGGGGAGACACCAUACACACACACACACGGUAGAUUUUAGAGCAUCUCACAUUGACCAGAGAAAGACUGGCUAACUUUAUCUGGUCUCAGCCUUUGUGUCAGAGUGCAGCCCAUGCAACCAACCACACAACUAACUCUGUGAAUGAUUUCAAUAAAAACUGUUUUGAUCAAAUCAACUGUGUAUAAUGAUCCCUUCACAACUAAGGGUCCAUGUAUUCUAUUUUUUUGGCAGUUAACCAUUAAAGAAAUG
This is a messenger RNA of Clarias gariepinus (North African catfish), 4009 nucleotides long. Its product is annotated as multiple epidermal growth factor-like domains protein 9. Gene Ontology annotation, biological process: axon guidance. The record is from RefSeq and is a predicted model, not a curated record. Gene Ontology annotation, molecular function: extracellular matrix structural constituent. The transcript has 6 exons. Lineage: Eukaryota; Metazoa; Chordata; Actinopteri; Siluriformes; Clariidae. Gene Ontology annotation, cellular component: basement membrane. The coding region runs from base 152 to 1759 and encodes 535 amino acids.